AUGUCUUUCAGAUAUGCUCUGAAAGGCUUUAUCGACUAUCCGGAGCGAUACACUCACGAUGUCAUAUUCUAUGACUCAGAUGUAGUCAUUGUUCGCGACAAGUUCCCCAAAUCGCAGGGGCACUUGUUAGUCAUGCCUAGAGACUCUGACAUUACAGAUCUCGAUCCCACCUUAAUCGAUAAUAAGAUCAAAUCUAAGCUACAACCAGCCAUUGACAGGGCAUUGGAUGUUAUCUACAAAGAGUUUCACGAACGUUAUGGCUUAAAGGAAAGCUCUAGAAAGAAGCCGUUUCUGACAAAUGCCGAGUAUGAGAACAAACAGUAUUUUAUCGACAAUUUCACACAAGUGGGUAUUCAUGGAGCACCUUCAAUGAAUAACCUUCAUGUACAUAUCAUGACUCGAGAUUUCAAGUCUCCUAGCUUAAAAAAUAAGAAGCAUUUUAAUUCGUUUACUACUGAGUUCUUUGUUAAUUGGGUGAAGCUUCCUCUCAACCAAAAACCUGACGAGACUUUUCUGGAAAAAAUUGUCAUCAAGCAAACUGAAAUGAAGUGUGUCUACUGUGGGCAAAAUUUCAAAAACAGGUUCUCAGAACUCAAAUUACAUCUUGACAGAGAAUUCACAAUGAGAUUUGAGAACCGGAAUUGA
Messenger RNA from Lachancea mirantina, 645 nucleotides. The record is from the annotation of a GenBank genome assembly. NCBI's taxonomy places the organism in Eukaryota, Fungi, Ascomycota, Saccharomycetes, Saccharomycetales, Saccharomycetaceae.